Clonostachys solani is the source of this 2706-nucleotide messenger RNA. The record is from the annotation of a GenBank genome assembly. Lineage: Eukaryota; Fungi; Ascomycota; Sordariomycetes; Hypocreales; Bionectriaceae.
AUGUCGGCCGAGCUGUUGGAUAGUGGUAGGGACAGCGGCAGGGACAGCGGUAGGGCCAGUGAUGUCCCAACGCCGGCCCGCAAAGAGAAGAAGCGCGUCGGUUGGCACACCAGUAGCAGCAGUGGAGGUGGUGGUACUGGAGGAGAAUCAGCCAGCCAAUUUGACCUCUCAACCCUAUCCCCAUCAGCUUCUCCCAAGCUCCCUGCUGGCGCCUUAAGUCCGGGCGGCCCGGACGCUUUUGAGCUUAGCCGCAAGCUCACCAAAGUCUUGUCGGACGAGUCGUUUGAUAACACCGUCGUCGACCAACCGUCGCCUCAGUUUCACUUGCUACCUGAUUUGGACCCUGCUGCCAACCGCGCGCUUGGAAUCCAUCCCCCACGACCGGCAUUACGACGCAACACGAGCUAUGAUGUACCUCAUGAGCAGGAGGAGGCCGACAAAGCCGAGCAACUAGCGGACAAGAGGACCCUGAGAUCCAUAAACGACGCGAGAAAUAGAGCAGACAAGCUUGCCAUUUCAUUGGGUAGUCACUCUGCCCCAGGUUCCAGACGAAACUCUGAGGACCUUGGUGCCUCAUUCCAGAGUUUGCUCAGCGACUCAGAUGACCCCCACAUUGGAAGAAGCCCGCAUGAAUAUGAAGCCAUUAAUGCUGCCACUUUGGACGAGCAUGAAAUAGCCGAGAAGCUCGUUCGUUCACUCUCGCGCAAGGGAAGAAAAGAUCUCUUUAACCCUCACCUUCCCCGGGCCACGUCUGGCACCUCAACUCCCGUUGCUCAGCAAAACUAUGUCCAUGACUAUGUGCCCCGACCCAGCAAAUACCGUGGAGGAGUCCUCUCCUCGCUCCUCAAGCUCUAUCACGAUGAUAGAUCCGCUGGAGGAGGAAGAGGACAUGGCAGCACUGGGAACAACACACCUACGACCAAUCCUUCAACUCCCGUCAUUUCGCCACGGCCCUCACCCCCGACCUCGAGACCUGUAUCUCGAUCUGGAACCCCAAGGUCUAAGCGCUCUAGCGGUUUGUUCAGCCUCCACCGGUCGCACAACUCAGGAUCUUCUCUUACCCUAACUGAACUCAUGAAGUCGUCGUCCAUCUUCGCAGCACCGGGCUCCAGCGAGCUCUCCGACCGUAUGGCCGAACAAAUCCGUCGCGAGAAUGCCGCCCAGCACCCCCCAAAGCCAAAGAAAGACCAAGCCCGCAUCACCGUUCACAUUGCGGGCAUUAUCUUCCGCCACCGAUACCUUAUUAAGCUAUGCCGAGCACUCAUGAUGUACGGGGCACCGACUCAUCGCCUGGAGGAGUACAUGAUGAUGUCGUCCCGCGUUCUCGAGAUCGAGGGACAGUUUCUGUACAUCCCAUCCUGCAUGAUCAUCAGCUUCGACGACAGCACUACCCACACAACAGAAGUUAAGCUUGUUCGUGUGCCGCAGGGUGUCGACCUAGGUCGUCUCCGAGACGUCCACAUUAUCUAUAAGGACGUUGUGCACGACUUGAUUAGUGUGGAGGAGGCGACGAAGAGACUCGACGAAGUUAUGAACCGCGCCCCGAAGUUCAAUGUCUGGUUCCGUGUGUUCAUGUACGGUGUCGCAUCGGUUUGUGUGGCUCCAUUCGCGUUCAAGGGCCGAUUCAUCGACCUGCCGCUUGCAUUUUUACUCGGCUGCAUUGUCGGAGUGCUCCAGCUGGUUCUUGCCCCGAGCAACGAUCUAUAUGCCCACGUCUUUGAAGUUUCUGCAUCCGUGGUAACAUCAUUCCUUGCCCGUGGGUUUGGUUCCAUCAAUGGUGGCAAGACCUUCUGCUUCAGCGCGUUGGCCCAGAGCAGUAUUGCAUUGAUCCUCCCCGGAUACAUGGUCUUGUGCAGCUCGCUGGAGCUGCAGAGCCAAAACCUUGUCGCUGGUAGUGUUCGUAUGGUUCACGCCAUGAUUUACACCCUGUUUCUCGGAUACGGCAUUACCAUUGGGGCCUCACUGUACGGUAUGCUCGACUCCAAUCCAACGAGCGCAACUACAUGUGACAAUCCACUGGUUCGUGAAUGGAAUUUCUUCUUUGUGCCUGGAUUCACUCUCUGCUUGUGCAUCGUCAACCAGGCCCAAUGGAAACAAACUCCGGUAAUGCUCAUCAUAUCCCUGGCCGGCUUUUGUGUCAACAGCUACACCAGCGAUUACUUCAACAACAACCAGAUCUCCAACAUGCUGGGCGCUCUCGCUGUCGGUCUCCUCUCCAACCUUUAUUCACGACUUGGAGGGCACAUCCAACAUGGCUGGCUGGAUCUGCUGGAUUGGUGGCAGUACAAGGUACUCCCCCGCUUCUCCAAGAGCAGGAGGCGAAGAAUGAACAGGAAGGCCAGCGAGGACUGGGGCAUGUCCGACCCCGAAUCUCGACCAGUGUCGCCUGUGGAGGCAGAGCCACCGCGAAAGAAGAGACCAGCCGGCUACAGCCUGGCAGCGGCGGCCAUGCUUCCCGCUAUUUUUGUACAGGUUCCUAGUGGUCUCGCGGCAGGAGGUUCCCUCCUGGCCGGCAUCAAUUCUGCCAAUGAGAUUACCAACGGCAAGAAAACCGACACGACUGCCACCAAUAACCUUGAUGGGACUGCAUUCAAUGUACUGUUCAGUGUCAUUCAGGUGGCCAUCAGCAUUAGUGUCGGUCUCUUCAUGAGCGCCCUGAUUGUUUACCCCCUGGGUAAACGCAGGAGCGGUCUUUUCAGCUUUUAG